UAGUCACUUCAUAACCCCAAACACGUCAAAGAAGUUGGUCGCCGAGGCCAGUUGGUGAGAAAAGACCCCUGAAACCCAAUUGUUUAGUGACUCAUAUCGCUUUAGAAUCAUUAGACACCAGACAACUGAGUGUUAACAGAGCGAACUUUAUUGUGGACUUGUCGAGUGUUUUCACGAUGGAGGAUCGGAAGGAAGACAACGAGGCAGAGAUCCAAGAGCACGGACCCGAGCACUGGUUCUCACACUGGGAGAGUCAGUGCCUCGCCGAGGCCGAGCAACAAGAGCCCAGCGAAGAGGAGGUCGACCACAACCGAGAGAAACUAUGGCACAUGUUUCAGAACUCGGCUACGGCGGUGGCGCAGGUUUAUAAAGAUCGAGUUAGCCAUCAACAAGGACUGUCCCUGUGGGUGCCUUUUCAGAACGCAGCGACAGCCGUGACCAAUCUGUACAAAGAAAGCGUGGACGCGCAUCAGAGGAGCUACGAGCUCGGGAUCCAGACGGGUCAGCAGAGACGCAACAAGGAAGUGUUGGCCUGGGUAAAGAAGCGACGAAGGACCAUCCGGAGGGAGGAUCUGAUCAGCUUCCUGUGUGGCAAAGCUCCGCCCCCGAGGGUCUCCAGAGCCACGCCCAGAAUUCCACCCAAUUGGCCGCCUCCGUCGGAUUCGGUCUCCUCUGUAGAAACAGACCUGCAGCCUUUCCGUGAAGCCAUCGCAUUGCACGGUCUGAGCGGCGCGAUGGCCGGCGUCAGCGUCCGUCCCGGCACUCCGGGCUCUCCCACUCACGUGAGCGGCGGCGGCUCGAACCCGGGCCGCAGGAGAAACGGUCUCCACGACGUCGACUUGAACACGUUUAUAGCGGAGGAGAUGGAGCUGCACCUGGAGAACAACGGCGGUGGCAGGAAGCGCACGAGCGCCCAGUGCAGCGACGUCAUCACGGACUCGCCAACCCACAAACGCAACAGGACGAUCUGAGCUCGAGAACGCACACACACACACACGCACAAAUACACACACACACAUGCUGCUCGAUAACAAAGCCACUUAAUCCUCAGUAUGUUCCUGUUCCAGUUUGAAAGGAAGCCAUCGAACGUGUAAAACACGCAGACGCUCUAGUACCUCGACGUUCACGUUAUUUUACUGUUUUUUGCCACGUGAUGAUUAAUACGUAGAAGGGGGGAAAAAACACGGAGCAUUCUCAAAGGGACACGUCACCCAAAAAACGCUCACUUAGUGCCGAACAGCUAGCUUUCACACGUGACGCACGUUUUACUGAAAGGAUCUUAAUCCUUAAGAAAGGAGAUACAGACGACCACAGCACUGACUGUCCACAGGGGGUGGAGCUACACCUGAUCAACUCCUCCUCGCAACUCCUCGUGAAGUUGUCUACGCCCAGGUAGGAGGAGCUAGAUGAGGUCUGACUCCACCCCCCCUGCAGUGCGUAGGGGAGGGGAAAUGGCAGAUUUGUGACGUCAUAUCGGAAAUAUUUCAUCAGUGCUUUUACACUGUAGCUAAAAUCAAACACACGUAUUCAACGGAUUAAAAAAAUAAAUAAAUAAAUACAAAAACGUGCGAAAGUGAAAGCCGCCUCGGAUCGACGGUCCGUACAGUGAGGGAUGUUUCUGGGUGAAAGUAUCAGGGCUCAAGCUGCCAUCAUCACAACACACCACAGUAACUGUGCAUUAUAUAGAGAUAUAAAUAAACGCAGUGUUGCCACUUUAUCCACACAGAAACUCUCCGGAAGUUUCUAGGAUUUAUUCCUUACAAAAGCCACGUUUAAUAUAUAUUUAAUAUACAUGUAUAUUUUCUUUGUCUCGCUUUUCGCCGCACGCACAUCACGACGUUAUUAUGAUGAUUUCUGCCCAACAUGCCGUCUCCUGGGGGGGGGGUAAAAAAGUGCCGUAUUUGUGUUUAAAUUAAAGAAGAAGAAGAAAAAAAAAGAUUGACCCAUCAGUAUACACUUUAUUUGCAUUUCUGUUGUUAAAGUUGUGUAUUAAAGGUACAGUACCAGUUAGUACCUAAUCCCCCCCUCCUCCCCCCCCGAGACUGUAUGAAGAACAAUAUUUCAAUUCAAUCUGCUGCUUCUUCCGAUCUGAUCCAGCUGCAAUAAAACUCAACCUAACCUCGAGCUCCACCUUUUUUUUUUUUUUUAAGCUUUCCUACAUCUUUAGAUUUUUUUUGUGCAAUAAAUAAAAGGGUCACUGUUUCAAAAUCAUGUGGAAGAGGGAACUUUAUUGCUGGUGGAUUUGAAGUGAGGGUUCGGGGCGAAGACGUGGUCCAUCCCGAGGUCUUUACCUUCCCACGACACGCCGUCUUAUCGACCGACUGAAACGACGUUAGUUUUUAUCGUGAGAGGAAAAUAAAACGUCGAUCUACGUAGUUAUAAAAAAAAGUUUUUUUUGUUGAAGAAAAAACGAGUUCAGUUUGAAUUGUUGCUGUUGGAAAAAAAAAGUUGUUUAAAAAAGGUUUUGAUCCUGAACGAACCACAUGACCUCCUCUUCCUCUUCCUCCUCUCUUCCUCUUUCCUUAGUACACGUUAAGAAACACUACGUGUCCCAGGUAACGCAGGAUCCAUUUACACUUUACUUCCGUUUUCCAUAAAAAAAUAAAAAUAAAUAAAAAAUCAAACGCUGCCGUUCCUGAAAACCGCUCGGUCGCAGUUUGACUUUUAGUCGUAUGUUUAAAAAAUGUGAAGUUUACAGCAUUCUGACAGAAAUGUUAGUAAAUUAUUUGCUGGAAUAAAACUAAAAAUCUUGUAA
Molecule: messenger RNA, 2755 nt
Organism: Tachysurus vachellii
Lineage: Eukaryota; Metazoa; Chordata; Actinopteri; Siluriformes; Bagridae
Gene: hapstr1a
Product: HUWE1 associated protein modifying stress responses a
Exons: 4
Coding region: 177-971 (264 amino acids)
Source: RefSeq, a predicted model, not a curated record